Molecule: messenger RNA, 1188 nt
Organism: Rotaria sp. Silwood2
Lineage: Eukaryota; Metazoa; Rotifera; Eurotatoria; Philodinida; Philodinidae
Source: the annotation of a GenBank genome assembly
AUGAAUCCUGUCCGUGUGCUCGUAACACAUGCAAAUACUAAACUUGAAAAGCCUUAUGAUGAAGAUAGUCUUGAAGGAAAAUAUUGUGAGAAUGAAGGUUCUCAAGAAGAACCGUCAUCACAACAGACAAAUGAUAGUUUUGACAUUGAUAAGGUAGAUGAAGAAGAUGAUGGAACGUUUCAAGGAGUACCACUGUCAGAUAUUCCAAAUAUAUGUCAACAAUCACCAACUAUAUCUGAUAUGAAAGAUAUUCGCGAUCGUAAUCAUACAUUUCUAAUAAAAGUAUGUAUAAUGACUACGAUAACAAGUGAUGCAAUAGUUCUGCACUAAUUUUAUGUUCAGUAUAGUAUGUCGGUAACUUGUCGCAGAGACUUGAUACUUUUUUUGUUAACAAGAGUAAAGUUUCUGUUGCAGAGCGAUACAAAAUUACUUCGUUCAAAAUAUUUACCGAAAGCUAAAUAGUUUUAGGAACAUUUUUGACUAGAAAAGUUCUCUGCAUCGAAGAAAACUUCCAUCCGCUAAGAAAGUUCGUAUUAUUUUUCAUCUUUUAUCGGCAUUUUCUAUCGCUCUCAUGUGUUUUAAAAAUGAAUAUGAAACUAUAGAGUAACGAUCGCUUCAAUAUUUCCUAUUAAAGUCUUGAUAGUAAAACUAAUCCUAGUUUUUUUCGUAAACAAAAGAGUUAUCGAACACAUAAACAUGCAUAAGAGACGAUAUAUUAGUGAAUUUAAACAAAAGUAAUGAACACUUCAAGAGAAUCACGCAAGAUGUCUCGAGCUCAUUGACAUUGCUAAAAAAUUAGAUCGCAAUUUUUGCUAGUAUAUGUAUUAGUUGAACGCGAAACUAGAACCAAAAACUUUUCCUUAUCAGAACCGGAACCAAAAACGAUUCAACCCGCUCAUUACUUGUUCAAAGUCGACAUUUUUAUAAUAAUUUUUACUAUCCAAAAAUAAAGCUUUUUCCAAAAAUCAAAGUUAGUGAAACCCCAUAUUUUAUAUCCAAAUAAAGUUUAAGAAGUCUUCAAGAGAAGCACAUUAUAUAAAACAAAAUAUUAGACUAUGAGAAAAACUUCAUCGGAACUUGUUGAGAUUAAAUCAUCAAGUUUUUUAAUAAAACAACUUUUACCUAUUGAAUCUGUAGUUUUGUAACUAGAAUAUUUUGAUAGUACUAGAAACUUUGCGCUGUACAAGU